AUGCUUAUCAUACGAAAAAUAAUAAGUGUAAUCGCAUUUAUCGCAACAUGCGUAACUGCAUCAAAUAUUGUUUGUGAAGCACCGCUACAAACAACCUGCAUUGCUAUUGAGAUUGAGAAAAUAGAAUCAAUAAAUGAGACAAUUGAAAUUGUUGGAUCUGAAAAUGGUGCUCAAUAUUAUCCAGCAGUGACUGGAUUUUAUGCUAUUUCAAAGGAUUUAGACAUGCAGUACAUCCCCUCAAACAUUUUUAAAAUUAUGCCAAAUUUGGAAUAUUUCUAUGCGUACGAAGUUAAUUUGAAGCAACUUCCAACAGAUUCCUUCAAAAGAUGUUCGAAAUUACAUCAAAUUUCUUUGGCAAAGAAUUCAAUUGAGACACUCGGUCAAGGCUUCGCAAUAGGAUGCUCAAAUGCUUACUUGCUAGAUCUUUCGUAUAAUCAAAUCACAGAAUUAACUGCUGCAUCAUUUAAAGGUCUGACGUCGUUGACAACUUUAACAAUAAAUUUUAAUUUCAUCGAGGUUAUUGGGAAAGGAACAUUUGACACAAUGCCAGUUCUAACAUUAAUUUCAAUGAGCAUGAACAAAAUUAGUACCGUACAUCCUAAUGCAUUCAUGAAAUUGUCGAACUUGGGUUCAUUAGUUCUAAAUGAUAAUAGAAUAAAAGUCAUCAAGUCUGGGUGGUUUGCUAAUAAAAAUUUCCUCGCGACUGUCAACUUGCAAAGCAAUGAAAUUUCUGCCAUUGAACCCAAUUUCUUGACAGAAUGGACGAGUUCUAAUUUGAACACAACAAAAAGCUUCAACUACGAACUAAAUUUGAUGGGAAAUAAUUGUAUCAAAACGAACAUGAAGGAAAUAAGUGAUAAAACGACGAAAUAUUAUGAGAACAGCUUGUACAAGUGUUUUGAAGAGUAUGAAAAUAAUUACUUCUUUAAAAACUUCCCAUGA
Messenger RNA from Chironomus riparius, 942 nucleotides. The record is from the annotation of a GenBank genome assembly. NCBI's taxonomy places the organism in Eukaryota, Metazoa, Arthropoda, Insecta, Diptera, Chironomidae.